Molecule: messenger RNA, 2253 nt
Organism: Engraulis encrasicolus (European anchovy)
Lineage: Eukaryota; Metazoa; Chordata; Actinopteri; Clupeiformes; Engraulidae
Gene: yju2b
Product: YJU2 splicing factor homolog B
Exons: 9
Coding region: 123-1502 (459 amino acids)
Biological process (GO): mRNA splicing, via spliceosome
Cellular component (GO): U2-type spliceosomal complex; post-mRNA release spliceosomal complex
Source: RefSeq, a predicted model, not a curated record
GCGGAAGUUGUUUUCUUUUCUGGAUUGAUCACGUAAACAAAUACGUUGUCCAAUUUUGUGGUGUUCUUUCAUUGAUAUACGAUUCUUGAAUCUUCUUUGGUGAAGCAGAAGAAGCUGUCAAAAUGGGUGAACGAAAAGGAGUAAACAAGUACUACCCUCCAGACUUUGACCCGGCCAAGCAUGGCUCCAUCAAUGGGUAUCGCAACAGCCACCCCCUCAGGGAGAGGGCCCGAAAGCUCUCCCAGGGCAUCCUCAUCAUCAGGUUUGAGAUGCCCUACAACAUCUGGUGCGAUGGCUGCAAGAACCACAUUGGCAUGGGUGUGCGAUAUAAUGCUGAGAAGAAGAAAGUGGGAAAUUAUUACACCACGCCCAUAUACAGGUUCAGGAUGAAGUGCCACCUGUGCGUGAACUACAUUGAGAUGCAGACGGACCCGGCCAACUGUGACUAUGUCAUCGUGAGCGGGGCCGAGCGCAAAGAGGAGCGCUGGGACAUGGCCGAGAACGAGCAGAUCCUCACCACAGAGCACAGUGAGAAGCAGAAGCUGGAGACGGACGCCAUGUUCAAGCUGGACCACGGGGGCAAGGACAAGGAGAAGCUGCGCGCGGCUCUGCCCUCCCUCGGGGAGCUGCAGGACCACCAGGCCGCCUGGAAGGACGACUUCCAUCUCAACCAGAGCCUGCGCAAGAAGUUCAGGGGUGAGAAGCGAGUGAUGACGGAGCAGGAGGAGAGGGAUGACGAGGUACGGAAAAGGACCAAUCUGUCCAUCCCCCUAGUCCCAGAGAAGGAGGAAGACAAGAGGCUGGCUGCACUACUAACCUUCCAGGCCGCUGACUCGUAUGACGACCGUCAGCAGAGCAAGCGCAAGGAGAUCACCUCUCGCUCCUGGUUCAGCUCCCCCUCCUCCUCCUUCUCCUCCUCUUCCUCCUCCUCCUCCUCCUCCUCUGCCUCCUUGUCUUCCUCCUCCACUCCUGCAGGGCGCGCUGCAGGGAGCGCUGCAGGUAGCCUGCUCCACAAGCUCAGCCUGCAGGGCAAAGGGGCGGCGGUCGCCAAGGCCCUCAGCUCCCCGGCUACGGUGUCCGCCGCGGCACUCAGCCUGGUGCGCAGACGCACCAGCGAUGACCUUCCACGACCCCUAGAGACGACUGCCAACACCGCAGCAGCUGCUUCCUCUACCAGCACUGCUGCUACCGCCAACACCAACGGGAACCGUUCAAACGAGUCGCGGGAAUCCACAGGGACUGGGUUGGGUGUUGCACAGCAGACCUGCCAGACGGGUAAAGAGGCUUCGGCGGCGGAGGUGGGUGUCGGGUGUGGGAAUGGAGAAUCCAGUACAAGCACGGUCGUGGGCAGUGCUGCUAACGGAUCAUCAUCAUCAUCAUCAUCAUCAGGGAAUUGUGGGAAUGGGGAGGAGCAUACGAAGGCAUCCGGUGGUGGCGUCAUCAGAUCUCUUGUAGCAGACUACAGUGACUCUGACCCCGACAGUGACAACAGUGAAUCGUAGCUGCCCAAGAACAGUUUUAAGUCUUCAACAGCUUUUAUAAUGACAUGUAUGAUCUAAUCCCUGCUUGUAGGGUUUUUGUGACGUGAGAUUGUGUUGUUGUUGGUACCUGUGUGUAUUCUGUGGGAGCACGAGGCAUUAACUCUGAAUGUCUGGACAGGAAGAAAACAGAUUGGGAGAGUAGGGAUCAGUGGCUGUAAACAUCAAUAAAUACUGGAAUAUAAAGACACACACUCCUAGUGAAACGUCCUGAGGCAAGUGAUGAUGUUGAUGUUCGACGGCUGCUGAGAGAAUAUGGUCUGAAGCUGGAAGUCACAAACUACAUGUUGAACAGUUAACAGCAAUGUUCUAACGCGCUAUACUUGCAAGGGCAAAAAUGUUGCCUGUUUAUGUCCAUAAAUCUCUUGGAGUCCUUCAUUUGCUUCUGUAAGUGAGGGUCUAUUAUUGUAAAUAUACCUAUUGUUGUCUGUUUUAAGACAAUCUAGUUUAAGAUUGCACCUGUUAGUAAAAAGUCUUAAUGUGAAUUUAAACAGUAGGCAGAGGAAUGUCUGUGUGGUGAAAUAGAGUUGAGUGAAAACAAAUCUGCCUUUUCAUGCGUUGAUGCGUUUGUGUAUCGCGCAGUCUGGAAUCUACAUGCAAUACACAUGACUGUACAGUACACCUGUGAAAUCUUAAGGAGAGGGCUUGUAAUAUUGACCUGGUAAAUGCAUGAUUUAGUAAUAUGAUUUGAGACACAAAUAAAUCUGCCUCCUCA